Messenger RNA from Apis laboriosa (Himalayan honeybee), 1935 nucleotides. RefSeq names its product protein jim lovell (gene lov). Gene Ontology annotation, cellular component: nucleus. NCBI's taxonomy places the organism in Eukaryota, Metazoa, Arthropoda, Insecta, Hymenoptera, Apidae. Gene Ontology annotation, molecular function: protein binding; DNA binding. The transcript is spliced from 3 exons. Gene Ontology annotation, biological process: regulation of transcription by RNA polymerase II. Bases 238 to 1899 code for a protein of 553 amino acids. The record is from RefSeq and is a predicted model, not a curated record.
CAAUUGUUUACGUGAACGGAACGUGUAUACGAUACAGAAGUACCUGCCAAGUUAUUCGUUUUUACGGGAGAACAGCGGCGUUCAAGAUAGUGUCGAGGGGGAGGCAUUGUUUACGAUACGUGCGUGGCCGCGUGCGUGCGUGCAUGGAAGAGAGAAACGGACGAAGGACCUCGAGGUACGAAGGAGAACGAGGCGGAGCAAGGUGGCUCCGCUAACGGCACGAGCGGCGGUGAAAAAAUGUCGAGCGCCGCAGACAGUCCUGAUGGGAUGGCUUUGCAGUCGCACUAUUCCUUACGAUGGAACAAUCAUCAGACGCAUAUACUUCAGGCCUUCGAGGCGUUGCUACACGCGGAAUUACUCGUUGACGUGACCCUGGUCUGCGCCGAGACUAGUCUCAGGGCGCACAAGGUUGUUCUUAGUGCCUGCAGCCCGUUCUUCGAGAGGAUAUUUGCGGAGCAUCCCUGCAAACAUCCGGUGAUCGUGCUAAAGGACUUCCCUGGCCACGAGGUAGCGGCGCUGAUCGACUUUAUGUACCGUGGCGAGGUGAGGGUUGGCCGCGAGGAGCUUCCCGGCCUGAUGAGGGCCGCGGAGAGCCUGCAGGUGCGUGGACUAGUGUUGUCGGAACCGAGACCUACGUCACCACCGGAAACACCGACCGCGGACCUCCUCCUGGGCGAGCCCUCGACGCCCGAGGGGGCCAGGCAAGGUACGCCCGAGGAGGAUGACAACGCGUCCGAGAGCACCGCGCCCCCGUCCACCCGGGAACAACCACCUCCCGUCACGACACCCACCAUUUUCCACCCUGCGAGGGACCACCGUGAUAUGUUGCCGCAUAUGGGCCACUUGAACUUUGGGAUACGCGAGUUGCGUGAAAGUUGCGGAUCCCCGCUUUUGCCGCGGCGGAAGCAAGCACGGCCGCGGAGGAGAUCGGUCGAGCUCGUCCCUCAAGAUCUGAGCCGACCCCAUCCACCGCCGAGUCUGAGCCCGCCUGCGAGCGGACUGGAUCUGACCGGGUCUAACAACAAUCAUCAGCAAUCGCAGCAGCAGCAACAGCAGCAACAACAGUCUCAGGGUCAUCGUCCGCAGCGGGAGGGAAGCUCGCCCACCGGCAGGACAACGCAUCCGUAUCAGCAGCAACAGCACCAGCAACAACAACAGCAGCAACAAGAAUCUCCACUCACACCGCAACAAAGCUCCGUGACGCCCAUAUUCCCGUUGGACGGUGUCGUGUCUCUAGGUGGUGGACUGUUCCCUCAUGUAGGUGCCCUAGACAGGGGAUCCCUUUUGGCGGAUCUCCACGAUAGUUUUAAACCGGAAGCGCUGCACGGACUUUUCGGCGCGGCCAGCCUCGGGACUCACCACCCGGGUAAAAAGCCAAAGAAGCACAGGGGCGACGGUGACACGCCGCACAGGUGGGGCGACCACAGUAGCAGGGGCCUCCCCGUCGGAAGGCCGAAAGGACAGCACAGCGCACCUAGGGGCGGCCCGCCCAGGUCUUGGACGAACGCGGAGCUGACCGAGGCGUUGCAGCACGUUUGGAAUAAGAAGAUGACCACGUCGCAGGCAAGCAGGAUAUUCGGCAUCCCGUACAACAGCUUGUUAAUGUACGUGCGGGGGAAAUAUGGGAAGAGUUUGAAACUCGAACAGCUGAGAAGGGACUGUACGGGGGCGACUACGGGCGAGGUAGUUAUGAAUUCGCUUAACAACAACGACAAGGCCGUCCAGCCGCCCGCGCAAAUCAUCCACCCCCUUGCUGGCCUGCCGCCCCAUCCGGGCGACGACGCUGGAUUCCCCCAUCACUCGUUGCUCACGAGCAACUUGCCGCACGGUUUCUUCCCCGACUUUGCCCCCGCGGAAGCGUUGAACGAUCGUUACUCGUUUGACAAUCAUAUUCGAUAAAUCGAACCAAUCCGACGCAAACCAACUUGUUUUUUC